Messenger RNA from Salvelinus sp. IW2-2015, 1467 nucleotides. Lineage: Eukaryota; Metazoa; Chordata; Actinopteri; Salmoniformes; Salmonidae. The record is from RefSeq and is a predicted model, not a curated record.
CACUGUCGCAGUUUUUAACUAGGUGUCUUCAGGACUUGCCUCCUAUUAAUGAUGUACAUCGAAUUGUUAAAUCAGCCUCUGAGACUCCAACUAGCAAGAAUGAAAAGGGUUUCAAGAUGUGUAUAUAGGAAGCUACAUAUACAACUAUGAAGCGAUUCACUCCCUGAUGCAUUUCUACACCGCAUCUUCGGACAUUCCCAGCUUCCCAGAGUUUAUGGUUGUGGAGAUGGUGGAUGAUGUUCAGAUGGUUCACUAUGACAGCAACAGCCAGAAAGUGGUGCCCAAACAGGACUGGAUGAAGCAGACAGACGCAGGGUUCUGGGAGAGCGAGAGAGAAAAAUUCUUUCAUUCCCAGCAGUCAUUCAAAGUUGAAGUUCAUAUUCUAAUGCAGCGUUUUAACCAAAGUGGAGGAGUCCACAUUCUCCAGUACAUCUAUGGCUGCUCAUUGGAUAAUGAGUCUGAACAGAAAGAGGGGUUUGGACAGCUCCGUUAUAAUGGGGAGAACUUCCUUGAGUACGACAUGAAUGAUUUAACUUGGAAAUCUCUUAAACAGCAAGCUGAUUUCAUGCAGGAUAAGUGGAACAGUGACUCCAGUAGACUGGUAUUCUGGAAGAUCUACUUCACCCAGACCUGCAUUGAGUGUCUGAAGAAGCAGGUGGUCAAUGGGAAGAGCAUUCUGAGGAGGACAGUCCCUCCAUCAGUGUCUCUGCUCCAGAAGACCCCCUCCUCUCCAGUGACCUGCCACGCUACAGGUUUCUACCCCAGUGGAGUCAAGGUAGUCUGGAUAAAAGAUGGACAAGAACACCAUGAAGAUGUGGAGUAUGGAGAGACUCUCCAAAAUGAUGAUGGAACCUUCCAGAAAAGCACCCACCUCACAGUGAAGCCUGAGGAGUGGAAGAACAACAAGUAUCAGUGUGUGGUUCAGGUCACUGGUAUCAAGGAGGACUUCAUCAAGGUUCUGACUGAGUCUGAGAUCCAGACCAACAGGGGUGACCCAGCCCCCAAUUUUGUCCCCAUCAUUGGCGGGGUGGUGGCUCUCCUCCUGGUCGUUGUUGUUGUUGUUGUUGUUGGGGUCGUCAUUUGGAAGAAGAGGAGUAAGAAAGGCUUUAUUCCAGCCAGCACUUCAGACAGUGACUCUGAGAACUCUGGGAAAGGUGCCCAGAAGAUUUGAUAAACCUCUGCACUUCUGUAACAUCAGAGUAAGUCACUUAAGGUGUCCUCAUAUUAAUGACCAAACUAGAGAAACAACCACUACCAUUAUGGAACACACGGCUACUGUUUAGAAUGGGUUUAUGUGUGUAACCUCUCUAUUCUCAUGUGUUUUAGGAAGCAACAAACUUCUCAAAAACAUAACAUAUAUACGUAUACUUACACACAUAUCAGUCACACCCACUCCAUAUAUACUGAACAAAAAUAUAAACGCAACAAUUUCAAAGAUUUUGCUGAUUUUAAAGUUCAUAUAAGGAA